GCGGGGCGUGUGGGGGUUGGCCCGCUUGGCGCUAGCUCCCGGGAUACGGAGCUGCCAGCGCGAGGGUAUCUUGUCAGGUGGUUGCGGAGCCGAAUCCUAUUCUAAGUACUUGGACACUCAGGCAUCCACCAUGGUGUUGGGUCCUGAACAGAAGAUGCCAGAUGAUGAUGUUUCUGCAGACCAUGGAGACUCUCCCAGUCUUGGUACCCUCAACCCGGCCUAUAGUACCUCCUCUCUCCCCCGGUCCACUGAGCACUCACAGGAGCCCUUUACCACCUACUUUGAUGAGAAGAUCACCAUUCCUGAGGAGGAGUAUUCUUGUUUUAGCUUUCGUAAACUCUGGGCUUUCACGGGACCCGGUUUUCUUAUGAGCAUUGCCUACUUGGAUCCAGGAAACAUCGAAUCUGAUUUGCAGUCUGGAGCAGUGGCUGGAUUUAAGUUGCUCUGGGUUCUUCUGUUGGCCACCGUCGUGGGGCUUCUGCUCCAGCGCCUUGCAGCCAGACUGGGAGUGGUCACGGGGUUGCAUCUUGCUGAAGUGUGUCACCGUCAGUAUCCCAAGGUCCCACGAAUUAUCCUAUGGCUGAUGGUGGAGUUGGCUAUCAUUGGCUCAGAUAUGCAAGAAGUUAUUGGCUCAGCCAUUGCGAUCAAUCUCCUGUCUGUAGGAAGGGUUCCUCUGUGGGGUGGAGUUCUCAUCACCAUUGCAGAUACCUUCGUAUUUCUCUUUUUGGACAAAUAUGGCUUACGGAAGCUAGAAGCAUUUUUUGGCUUUCUCAUCACCAUUAUGGCCCUCACAUUUGGAUAUGAGUAUAUUACAGUGAAACCCAGCCAGAGCCAGGUACUCAAGGGCAUGUUCCUGCCAUCCUGUUCAGGCUGUCACACCCCACAGGUCGAGCAGGCUGUGGGCAUCGUGGGAGCUGUCAUCAUGCCACACAAUAUGUACUUGCAUUCUGCCUUAGUCAAGUCCAGACAGGUAAACCGAGCCAAUAAGCAGGAAGUUCGAGAAGCUAAUAAGUACUUUUUCAUUGAAUCCUGCAUUGCACUCUUUGUUUCCUUCAUCAUCAACGUCUUUGUCGUCUCAGUCUUUGCCGAAGCAUUUUUUGAGAAAACCAACGACCAGGUGAUUGCAGUCUGUAGAAAUAACAGCAGUCCCCACACUCACCUUUUUCCUGACGAUAACUCGACACUGGCUGUGGACAUCUACAAAGGGGGUGUUGUACUAGGAUGUUACUUUGGGCCAGCUGCACUCUACAUCUGGGCAGUGGGGAUCCUGGCUGCAGGACAGAGCUCCACCAUGACAGGAACUUACUCUGGGCAGUUUGUCAUGGAGGGAUUCCUGAACCUAAAAUGGUCACGCUUUGCCCGAGUGAUUCUCACCCGCUCUAUUGCCAUCAUCCCUACUCUGCUUGUUGCUGUCUUCCAGGAUGUAGAGCAUCUAACAGGGAUGAAUGACUUCCUGAAUGUUCUGCAGAGCUUACAGCUUCCCUUUGCUCUGAUACCCAUCCUCACAUUUACGAGCUUGCGGCCAGUUAUGAAUGACUUUGCCAAUGGAAUAGGCUGGCGGAUUGCAGGCGGGAUAUUGGUCCUUAUCGUCUGCUCCAUCAACAUGUACUUUGUCCUGGUUUAUGUCCAGGAACUCGGGCAUGUGGCAUUGUAUGUGGUAGCUGCUGUGGUCAGUGUGGCUUAUCUGAGCUUUGUGUUUUACCUGGGUUGGCAAUGUUUGAUUGCAUUGGGCAUGUCCUUCCUGGACUGUGCGCACACGUACCGUCUGGGAUUGACAGCUCAGCCUGAACUCUACCUUCUGAACACCGUGGAUGCUGACUCACUUGUGUCUAGAUGACUGACAGCCUGAGAGACUGUAUAAGAACCACUUUGUCUUAAUCCCUUUGUGCCAGGUGUCCUGUUAACAUAUCUCUGUUAGUUCAGAGGUGAGUUUUGUUCAGAUUUUGAACAAAAGGCAAAGAUUUCCUCGUGGGAAGGCUGUUAAAAGCUGACAGCUGUAAUUGUAGGACAGAGACCCACCCACCUCAACAGUCCUACAAUAGCCAGAGUUAAAUGAUUGGCCUAUCGUGGCCACACACCCCUAUGGGCUUGUGUCUUGACUUCUGGCAUUUAUAAAAUAUAUGUGUCUGUAUAUUUAUGUAAACCUGAACAUAUCCGUUUGGGUAGAGUUUUAAGGUUAUAUAAAAUUGAUAGGUCUUAUUUUUUUUAAAGAUAGUAUUCAGAUAAAUCAGAUAUUUGUUUUAUCUGGGUCACAAGUGAGAAAGGAGAGGGAGUAAUGCUCUUUUUCAGAAUGAUCUGGUCAAAUUAACUUACCUUUUAAAGUGAUACUUGACUAUGGCCAGUUAAAUUCCACGUCGGUUUUAAUUGACCAGACCCUUAUCAGCUACUUCAUAUCAGCACAUCAUUUCUAAGGAAAACAUUUCUUCUUUUCAAGCAGUCAUAUUUGGUCCUGGUCAUUGGUGUGCUUUGUAAUUAUAAUUCUCUCUGUUGCUUUUCUUGAAAUCUUGUCAGAGGUAUGAUGGUAUUUUCCAAAGAGCCUAAUAACUUGUAAUAAGAUUCAGAAACGAUGCUUUAAUCAAUGAUCAGUUUUCCAUGUGACAUUGUAACUCAGCCCAUUCUAGCAUUUAGGUUUUAGGUAUAAAAGAAGAAACUUCUAACAUUUAAUUUUGUAAAGACCCAAUAGAAGAUGAUGGAGGUAUUUGUUUUCUUUCUAAUGUUUGUAGAGUUCUACCAAGUCUUUUCUUCCCAUUUUUCCCAUGAAAACUCUAAACACCAUUUCUAGGUCCAAAAUCUAUUUCCAGGAAUGGCUAAUAUUUCUAAUGUUGAAUUUCCCUGAAUGCUAAGCAUUUUACUUAAAGAUAUUUAUACCAAGUAAUAUGAGAUUAGAACUAGACUAGGACUUAGACGACUAGUUCUCAUGUCAUAAACUGCCUGCCUACAUGUGGGUUAUAGAUGCUUUUUGACCCCUUUUCUUAACUGGGACUUUUUUCCUUAAGAUUUUUAUAAUAAAAAUGUUAAUACUUUAAAAU
Messenger RNA from Odobenus rosmarus divergens (Pacific walrus), 3029 nucleotides. It is a transcript of the gene SLC11A2, whose product is annotated as solute carrier family 11 (proton-coupled divalent metal ion transporters), member 2. The transcript has 17 exons. Gene Ontology annotation, cellular component: plasma membrane. Gene Ontology annotation, biological process: metal ion transport. Gene Ontology annotation, molecular function: manganese ion transmembrane transporter activity; iron ion transmembrane transporter activity; cadmium ion transmembrane transporter activity. Lineage: Eukaryota; Metazoa; Chordata; Mammalia; Carnivora; Odobenidae. Bases 131 to 1837 code for a protein of 568 amino acids. The record is from RefSeq and is a predicted model, not a curated record.